AUGGAACGCACGCAGCAGUUGACCGCCGCCUCCUCUCGGCCCCGAAAGUUGUCUCUCACAACCGAAGAUGAGAACUGGACGGUCCUCGACAGAAAGGAGAUGGUCUCCGAAGAGGCCUUCGACGACUGGAAGAAGCAGCGAACCGCCGAACGCUCUGCCGCCAAGCAGAAGCAACAGAGCCCCGAAAAAGUUCCGGUGAAGCUGUCGUCCAAGCUGCAGGUGUGGGUGCCCAUCGAGCUGAUGUCGGUGGUGCAGUCCCUCUGGGCUCGCGCCCAGCCCGACGACGUGGAGCGCGAAGGCGAGACCUUCCACGCCCACGAAAUCCGCAUCUGGUCGCUCUUCCUCCUCGCCAUCCACCAAACCAAACCCAAUACUGCCGGCGCGCAGGACUCGCAGUCGCUUUCCCCGGCAUCGCGCGCCUACCUUCUCCGCAUCGCGUUCGCCGAGUUCGUGUCCGCCUUCAACGGCAACAACAUUCACGCCGUCCUCGCCGAGCUGCACAAGAACGACGAGACGCCUGCGGAGAUUCACAAAAUCAUUCAGUGCUACACUGCGGUCCUGGCCGAGCUGAAGCAGAUGGGCCACGCAAGUGACGUCGCCCAGCCGGUCAUCGGCGUCACGAGCGGCCUCUUUGAGAUGGCCAAGCGGCGCGCCGUCGGCCUCUUCGCGCUGUUCGGCGGCCAGGGCGUCAACUGGCUCCAGGAGCUGCGGACCAACUACCGCGUCUACGUCGACGUGCGACCGACCAUCGAGCGCGCCAUCGCCGCGCUUCAGAAGCAGGCCACACACCUUCUCGAGGGCGAGGAGGACACCGGCAGCGACAGUGGCGUGAAGGGCUACAACGAGCUGUUCGCCCACGGCCUCAACGUGCUCGAGUGGAUCACCGACGACGACGGCGACGCUGCGGUGGUGCCGCCGGCCACCUACCUCUCGUCGGCCCCGAUCUCCUACCCGAUGAUCGGCCUCACGGCCCUCAUCAACUACCUCAUCUGCAUCAAGACCUGGAAUCUCAGCCCCGCUGAGGUCGUCUCUCAUUUCAAGGGCGUCACCGGCCACUCGCAGGGCAUUCUGACGGCGCUGGUGUUCGCGGCCUCGAAGACCGAGGACGAGCUGGUGGAGAACAUCGUAAGCUCAGUGCAGUACCUGUUCUGGAUCGGCGUCCGCCUGCAGCAGGCCGUCACCUUCCCCUCCUUUAUCGAGGCCCAGCGCACCGACAUCCUCAAGGAGUCCAAGAAGAUCCACGGCUCGCGCAACCCCACGCCCAUGAUGGUGGUGAUCCACCUCCUGCCCCAGGUCGUCCAGAAGUAUGUCGACAUCAUCAACAAGAAGCUCAGCGACGAGCCCAACCGACAGCUCGAGAUCGCUCUGCAGAACGGCCCUCGUGCGGUGGUGGUCGUGGGCCACCCGGAGUCGCUCCACACGCUCUCGGUGCUGCUGAACGAGAAGGAGACCCGCAAGGAGGACAACGUCGACCAGUCGCGCGUGCCGCACUCCAAGCGCAAGAAGGAGUUCCGGCUGGUCUACCUGCCCGUCUCGGUCCCGUUCCACUCGCAGCUGCUCAAGGGCGCCGUGCAGUGGGUGCGCGACGACGUCAAGCGGCUGCGAGAGAAGGGCGGCCGCCUGUGGUCGAUCACGGGCAAGGACCUGGCCAUUCCCCUCUACUCGACGCUCGACGGCGCCGACCUCCGUAGCAGCAGCGCGGGCGCCGACGACCAUCCUUUGGUCGACGCGCUGAUCGACCUCCAGUGCACCGAGCACGUCAACUGGCUCCGGGCCACCGAGAAGAUCUCGCGUCGGCGCGAGGGCAUCACCCACGUAAUCGACUUUGGCCCGGGCAAGAUGUCGGGCGCGGUGUCGUUCACGUCCAAGAACCUGGAGGGCUCCGGCGUGCAGUUCGUGAUGGCCGGCGCGUUCCAACCGUUCGAGGAGGACCUGGUGGUGGCCGACAAGUCGGUCCUGUUCGACUCGCGCAGCGACGCGAUCCCGUUCGCGCUCGACUGGGAGACGGAGUUCGGCCCGUCGCUGGUCCAGCGCAAGGCCGACGGCAAGAUUCUUGUCGACACCAAAUACACGCGCGUCAUGGGCAAGCCGCCGAUCAUGGUGGCCGGCAUGACGCCCACCACGGCCAGCCACCAGAUCGUGGCCGCCACCCUGAACGCGGGCUACCACGGCGAGCUGGCCGGCGGCGGUCUGCCCACGGAGGACAUCGUGCGCCAGCGGAUCGACCAGGUGGUGGAGAGCAUGGACGCGGGCCACGGCAUCACCCUCAACCUGCUCUACCUCAACCCGCGCCUGUGGAACCUCCAGUUUCCUCUGCUCGUCAAGCUCAGGAAGCAGGGCUAUCCCAUCGAGGGCGUGUGCGUUGCGGCGGGCGUGCCGUCGCUCGAGAAGUCCGCAGAGAUUAUUGAGUCGAUGCACCGAGCCGACAUCAAGCACCUCGCGUUCAAGCCCGGCUCCAUCGCGGCCAUCCGGCUCGUGUGCCAGAUCGCCGCGGCCCACCCCGACACCAACAUCCUCCUGCAGUGGACCGGCGGCCGCGCCGGCGGCCACCACUCGUUCGAGGACUUCCACGAGCCCAUCCUCCAGACCUAUUCGCUCAUCCGCAGCCAGAAGAACAUUGUGCUCAUCGGCGGCAGCGGCUUCGGUGACGCCGAACACUCGUGGCCCUAUCUCAACGGCUCGUGGUCGGUCAAGUUCGGCUACCAGCCCAUGCCCUACGACGCGAUCCUCAUCGCCAGCCGCGUGAUGGUGGCCAAGGAGGCCAACACGUCGCUCGAGGCCAAGCAGCUGCUGGUCAACACACCCGGCAUCGAGAACGAGGAGGAGUGGGAGAAUUCCUAUCAUACCUCGGCCGGCGGCAUCGUCACCGUCAAGUCCGAGCUGGGCGAGCCCAUCCACAAAGUCCUCACCAGGGGUCUGGAGGUGUGGAAGGACUUCGACGACCAGUUCUUCCAGCUGCCCAAGGAGAAGAUGCUCCAGAAGAUCAUCGAGAAGAAGCAGUACAUCAUCAACCGCCUCAACGCCGACUUCCAGAAGGUCUACUUCGGCAAGACCCUGAGCGGCAAGGUGGUGGAUCUGGCGGAGAUGACCUACUACGAGGUGGCGCACAGGAUGGUGUCGCUCAUGUACAUCCAGCCCGCGCAGGGCAGGGAGGGCCGCUGGAUCGACCGCGGCUUCUUCGACCGCGUGCUCGACUUCUCGCGCCACACCGAGGAGCGGUUCAUCAAGCCCACCACCACCGAGCAGCAGCAGAACGACGGCUUCAAGCCCAAGUACGUCAGCGUGCUGCCCCCGACGGCGCUCCUCAAGCAGAAGCCCUUCGAGUGGGUCGACAAGGUGUUCAAGGCGGCCUACCCCGACGCCGCGGUCCAAUUGUUGUCGACCGAGGACGUCGACUACUUCGUUCAGCUGUGCAAGCGGCGCAUGGGCAAGCCCGUCAACUUUGUGCCGGUGAUCGACGACCAGCUCCAGUUCUGGUUCAAGAAGGACUCGCUGUGGCAGUCGGAGGACCUCGACGCCGUGCAGGACCGCGACGUCGGGCGGGUGGUCAUCCUCCAGGGGCCGAUGGCCGUCCGUUUCUGCACCAAGGUCAACGAGCCCGUGGCCGACAUACUCGACGGUAUUCACGACGGGUGGAUCGCGCUGCUCAAGGCCGCCAAGCCCGAGGCCGCCCGGUCAAUUCCCACCAUCGAGUACCUGUCGACGCCCGUGCCCGCGCGUGUGCUCAACGGCUUUGCCGCCGUCGAGCGCAGCGUGAGCGUCAAGGUCGAGUCGGUGGUGGAGAACGGCGGCGCCGCUGCUGCCGAUGGUAAAGGCAAGGAGGCCGCCGCUGCCGCGACGACGACGGUGGUCAACAUUCAGCUGCCGCGCGAGAAGAGCCUGCUGCCCGAUAGCUCGAUCUGGUACGAGUGGCUGUCGGCCGGCAAGAACUCCUGGUGGCGCGCUCUCCUCACCUCGCCCCACAUCGUCCAAGGCAAGAAAUAUGUGAGCAACCCGUUCUUGCGCCUGCUCGAGCCGGCUGUGGGUCAGCGCUACCAGUCGAAGCAGUGGCACGAGGACGUGGUCGAGGUCUCGCUCUUCGACCAGGGCCAGGCGGGCGGCAACGGCGGCUCGACGGCCCUGGUGGCCGCGCCCCUCAAGCACAAGCCCGUGCUCCGCAUCAAGCGGGCCGACGACCAGCGCGGCUUCUCGGUCACCAUCUACCACCCGAUCCCCGUCUCCUCGUCGCCCGCCUCGUCCCUGCGCUGGGAGAUGAUCCCCCUGACCCUGCGCUAUAGGUACCACGCCAACCGAGCGUCGGCGCCCAUCUCGCAGGUGACGGAGGGUUUCAACGAUUCGGUGAAGGAAUUCUACGGCAAGCUCUGGUUCUCCAACGCCGACGAGGUGUCGAAGGAGAUCGCGGCCAAGGAGCCGCUCACCGCGACGUUCGCCAACGUGUUCGAGAUCAAGAAGCAGGCGAUCGAGUUCUUCAGCGCCGCGAUCGGCCGCACGCUGGCCAACGACGGCAAGCUGCUCCAGGCGCCGACCGACUUUGCCAUCGUCGCCGCGUGGGAGUCGCUCAUCAAGUACCUCUUCCUCAAGGAGAUCGACGGCAACCUGCUGCACCUCGUCCACCUCAACAACGGCUUCCGCAAGCUCUCGGACCUAAACUCCACCCAGGCCUUCACUGAGGGCGACGCCGUCGUCACCAGCAUGGAGAUCACCAAGAUGCGCAAGACCGUCUCCGGCCUCCAGAUCGGCGUCGUCGGCCAGCUCAAGAAGCGGCAGCCCGACACCGGCGCCGGCGCAGCGCUGAUCGAAGUCCGCAGCGAGUUCCUGUUCCGCGGGAGCGAGCUCCACGUGCUCGACGCCAAGCCCGCACCGGCCGCGACCACUGAGGCCGCGCAGGACGAAGUGACGUUCGAGAAGACCCGCGACGCCUACACGCUGGUGGUCAAGUCCAAGGAGGAGCUGUCGAUUCUCCAGUCCAAGGCCUGGAUCCAGUGGCGCUCGGAGGCCGACAAGCAAAACCUGCGGCUGGGCGAGCGCCUGGUGUUCAAGUUCACGUCGCUCGAGCUCGAGCGCAGCCAGCCCGCCGCCGCGCCGGACUCCGACCCGCUCGCAGCCGACGACGCAGAGUCGAAGGAGGUGCGGCAGCAGCUGCAGGUCAAGGUCGACGGCGUGGUCUACAAGCUGAGCGGGCCGUCAUCGUUCGUGCCCACGCUGGCCUCGCUCGAGCGCGGCGACGAGCUGGAGCGCGAGAUGAUGGACACGGUGGCCACCAUCGCCUACGAGAAGGCCGACGUGAAGGCCAACGUUCCGCGGGCCUUCGUCCAGCGCUUCGGCAAGCCGCUCGAGCACGCCGUGUUCUUCGACAACGGCGGCUACCAGCUGCUCAACGUGUCCGACCGCAUUCCGGUGCCGCCGGAGAGCGUCACCUACGCGCUGGCGUCGGGCGACUUGAACCCGAUCCACACCAACAAGUACUUCUCGAUCUUUGCCGAGCUGCCGCACGACACGAUCACGCACGGCAUGUGGACAUCGGCCAACGCGCGCCGCGUGAUCGAAUCGUUCGUGGCCAAGAACAAGCCCGAGCGCGUCGUCGACUUCCACACCGAGUUCGUCGGCAUGGUCAAGCCGCGUGACCAGCUCCUCACCUCCGUGCGCCACAUCGGCAUGAAGAACGGAAGGAUGCUGGUCGAGAUUGAGACCAAUACGGAGAAGGGCGAGCUGGUGCUCAAGGGCACGGCCGACGUGAAGGGACCCCGGACGUGCUACGUCUUCACGGGCCAGGGCAGCGUGUCGGUCGGGAUGGGCCUCGACCUCUACGCCUCCUCUCCCAUCGCCAAGCAGAUCUGGGACGCCGCCGAUAAAUAUUUCCAAGAGGAAUACGGUUUCUCGAUCCUGCAGCUGGUCAAGGAGAACCCCAAGGAGAUCACGAUCUUCUUCGGCGGCAGCCGCGGCCGUAAGAUCAAGAAGAACUACCAGAAGCUCACCUGCCAGGUCCAGGAGGAGUUCGAGGAGGAGAUCCCCGCUGCGACGGGCAAGGAGGGCGAAGCCCCGGCCACCCCAAAGACGCAGCGGGUCACCCGCACCCGCGAGCAGCCGCUCUUCAGCGACAUCACCGACACCUCGUCGUCGCACACCUUCAAGCAUCCGGAGGGUCUGCUCUUCGCGACGCAGUUCUCGCAGCCGGCGCUGGUGCUGGUCGAGCUGGCGGCGUUCGAGGACAUGCGCGAGCGCGGCCUCAUCCCGUCGGACGACUGCAUCUUCGCGGGCCACUCGCUGGGCGAGUACGCGGCGCUGGCCUCCGUGGCCAAGGUGCUCACCAUCGAGAGCCUCGUCGACAUCGUCUUCCUGCGCGGCAUGACCAUGCAGAACUCCGUCAUCCGCGACAAGGACGGCCACUCCCAGUACUCGAUGGUGGCGGUCAACCCGCAGCGCGUGCACCCGUACCUCUUCCGCGACGCCCACCUGGACCAGAUCAUUUCGAUCAUCUGCGAGAAGAACAAGGACCAACUGCUGCAGGUGGUGAACUACAACGUCGAGCACUACCAGUACGUGGUGGCCGGCGAGAACGGCAACCUCAACAUCCUGGGCAUGGUGAUCGACGAGGUCCACCAGCUGCUCAAGAAGCACGGAAAGGCGGCCAAGAUCGACCGCGCGUCGGUCGAAUUCCUGAUCGAGGCCGCCAUGAAGGAGACCGAGGAGAAUGUGCGCGACCCGCUGACGCGCCGCAUCGUGCUCAAGCGCGGCGUGGCCACCAUUCCGCUGCCGGGCAUCGACGUGCCAUUCCACUCCAAAUUCCUCAAGGACGGCGUGCCCGCAUUCCGACAGAUCCUGCUGCAGCGCAUGACCCCGCAGCAGCUCAACCCGAGCAUUCUUGUCGGUCGUUACAUUCCAAACGUGACCGCCGUGCCCUUCUCGCUCGACCGGGCCUACGUGCAGGCCCUGCGCGACGAGACCCAGUCGCCGGUGCUCGACGACGUGCUGACCCAGUUCGACGACUACCGCCGCCGGCCGCAGCAGCUGGCCUUCCACAUCCUGGUUGAGCUGCUGGCCUACCAGUUCGCCUCGCCCGUGCGCUGGAUCGAGACCCAGAAGGUCAUCUUCGCCCAGUUCGGCGUCGAGCGCCUGAUCGAAGUCGGCCCGGCGCCCACGCUCUCACAGAUGGCCAAGACCACCCUCGCCCUGGGCAACUACUCGCCGCUCAUCAAGCACGAGAACCUGUGGUACAACCGCGACCGCGACGUCAUCUACUACAACCGCGACGACCCGCCGGCCGACGCCGCUGCUGCUACCACCGCCGCUGCUGCGCCGACACCGGUCGAGUCCGUCGUGGCGCCGCCGCCGGUGGCCACGCCCGCGCCGGUGACCGCGCCUACGCCGACGCCGUCGCUCCCCACGCCGCCGGCCUCGUCGGCGCCGGUCGUCGAUGAAAAGCCGACGGCGCUCGAGUCGCUGCUUACGCUGCUCUCGAUCAAGCUGCAGAAGGACGUCGAUACCAUUCCGGCCACGGCCACGGUCAAGUCGCUCACCGGCGGCAAGUCGGCGCUGCAGAACGAGAUCGUGGGCGACGUGCAGAAGGAGUUCGAGCGCGAGCCCGAGGGCGCCGCCGAAAUGGAGCUGGGCGCGCUCGCGGCCAAGCUCGCCGACGGCCCCGACGGCUCGCACCGGCUGGGCUCGUUCCUCAACGGUCAGGUGGCGAAGCUCGUCAGCGGCAAGAUGCCCGGCGGCUUCCCGCUGUCGGCGCUCAAGGCCUAUCUGGCCGGCCGCUACGCGCUGGGCGAGGGCCGCGUCGAGGGCGUGCUCCUGCGCGGCCUCGCGGGCGAGCCCAAGGCGCGCCUGGCCACCGAAGACGAGGCCAAGAAGUGGCUCGACGGCGUCGUGGCCGACUACGCGCGGGCCAAGGGCAUCGCGCUGUUCGACGCGGCCGGCGCGGGUGGCGCGGGCGGCGAUGGCGGUGCGGGCGGCGCGCGGGUGAUCGACUCGGCGCUGCUGGACAAGCUCGAGGAGCGCGGCAAGGCCAUGGUGCGCGACCAGAUGAAGGCUUUCUACAAGUACCUCAGCGAGAACCCGCUCGACAAGGAGGCCAAGGUCAAGCUCUUCGAACAGCUCCUCAAGGAGAAGGCCGAAGAGCUCAGCCUCUGGAUCAACGAGCACGGCGAGGAGUAUGGCAAUGGGAUCAAGCCCAUCUUCGACGCCAAGAAGGAGCGUCGCUACGACUCAGCCUGGAACUGGACCCGCCAGGACUGCCUGGUCCUCUACUAUGACUACGCCUGCGGCCGCACGAGGCGCUGGAACAACGACAUCAGGGAGCGGCUCUACAGGAUCAAGAACAGGGCGACCUCGAACGCGUUCGACAUGACUGUGUGGGCCAAGACCAAGGCCGUCAACGACGGCCACCCGGAGAUCGUCAGCUUCAUCAACAUCCUGGGCGAGAUCCUGCAGCGCGAAAUGGACAACUACCCGCUCUAUCGUGAGCUCUCGAUCCCGAUGGCGCCCAAGCUGGAGGUGGACUGCAAGGGCUUCAUCCAGUACAAGGAGGUGCCGCGCCCGGGCGUGAAGGACAUGACCGACUACGUGGCCGAGAUGGAGAAGGGCGACCAGACCACCACCACCUCCUCGCCUGCGGCCGCUGCUGCGCCCAACGCGAGCGGCGACCAGAUGGGGCUGCUCCUGGAGCAGCUGCGCACGCAGAAGGUGGACCCGGCCAUCCUCGCCUCCAUGGAAAAGAUCAUCGAGGAGAACAACCGCAAGAAGAAGCAGGAAGAGGAGGAGCGUCUCCAGAAGACCAUCCAGCCCUACGUCUUCCUACGGGGCCGAGCUGACGAGGACCCGUCGCACCGCACGUACGAGCCGAAGUCGACGAAAAAGUACAUGGCGGUGCUGCGGGAGAUGGCGUCCAAGGGCGUCACCUUCCACGACAAGACCAUCCUCAUCACCGGCUGCGGCCGCGACUCGAUCGGCCUGGAGAUCGUCAAGGCCAUGCUGCGCGGCGGCGCCAAGAUCUACGCCACCACCUCGCGCUUCUCGUCGUCGGGCAGCUCGUUCUACCACCAGCUGUUCGACCAGCACGGCACCAAGACCGCCCAACUCGUCAUCCUGCCCUUCAACCAGUCAUCGCAGCAGGACGUGCAGGCGUUGGUGGACUACGUGUACGACAAGGAGGGCGCCGACAUCGACUACAUCAUCCCCUUCGCUGCCAUCCCCGAGGGCGGACGCGACAUUGGCGCGAUCGAUGCCAAGUCGGAGCUGGCGCACCGGUUGAUGCUGACCAACACGAUCCGCCUGAUCGGCGCGGUGAAGAACAAGAAGGAGUCGCGCUCGAUCGUCACCCGGCCGGCCCACGUCCUGCUCCCGCUGUCGCCCAACCACGGCGUGUUCGGGUUCGACGGCCUCUACGCCGAGAGCAAGCUCGGCCUCGAGGCCCUGCUCAACAAGUGGAAGUCCGAGGGCUGGUCCAACUACCUGUCGCUGGCCGGCGCCGUGAUCGGCUGGACCCGUGGCACGGGCCUCAUGAAGGGCAACAACCUGCUGGCCGUCGGCAUCGAGCAGCUGGGCGUCCGCACCUUCACCACCCAGGAGAUCUGCUUCAACUGCGUCGGCCUGCUCCACCCCAAGAUGGUGGCCGAGGCCCAGAAGGAGCCGAUUCUGGCUGACCUGAGCGGCGGCCUGCUCAAGAUCAAGGAGCUCGACUCCGUGCUCAACAACCUCCGCGCCUCGAUGAACGAGGACGCCUCCGUGCGCAAGGCCGUCUACGCCGACACUCAGAAGGACAAGGAGCUGGAGAACCACAACGUGGCCGUGUCAGCAGCCACGAGCAACCACUCGAUCCGCCCGCGGGCCAACAUCAACGUCCAGUUCCCGUCGCUGCCCUCCAAGGAGCGCCUCGAGCAGCUCAAGCGCAUCAAGGGCAUGGUCGACAUGGAGCGCGUGGUGGUGGUGACCGGCUUCGGCGAGGUGGGUCCCUACGGCUCGGCCCGCACCCGGUGGGAGAUGGAGGCCUACGGCGAGUUCUCGAUGGAGGGCUGCAUCGAGCUGGCCUGGAUGAUGGGCCUAAUCCGCUACCACAACGACGACAGCCGCACCGGCUGGGUCGACGCCAAGACCGGCGAGCCCAUCAAGGACGACGAAAUCAAGGCCCGCUACGAGAAGAUCAUCCUCGAAAACACCGGCAUUCGUAUCAUUGAGCCGUCGCUGUUUGGCGGCUACGAGCCGAGCAAGAAGAUGUUCCUGCACCAGGUGGCGAUCAACGAGGACAUGGGACCGCUCGAGGUGUCGUCCGAGGCCGAGGCCCAGGCCUUCAAGCGCCAGCACGGCGAGGCGGUCGAGAUCAUCGAGAAGGACGGCGUCUUCUCGGUGCUGAUCAAGCGCGGUGGCGUGCUUUACAUUCCGAAGGCGCUCAAGUUCGACCGCUUCGUGGCCGGCCAGAUCCCCACGUCGUGGGACCCGACCAUCUUCGGCCUGCCCGAAGACAUCGUCAAGCAGGUCGACCCGGUCACCCUCUACACGCUCGUCUCCACCGCCGAGGCCCUCGUCUCUGCCGGCGUCACCGACCCCUACGAAUUCUACGAGUACGUGCAUGUGUCCCAGGUGGGCAACACGAUCGGCGGCGGCUUCGGAGGUAUGAAGAGCGUGCGCGCCAUGCACAGGGCCGUGCUCCUCGAGGAGCCCGUGCAGGGCGACGCGCUCCAGGAGCAGUUCAUCAACACCGUCGCGGCCUACGUUAACAUGCUGCUGCUCUCUUCCAGUGGUCCGAUCAAGACGCCCGUGGGCGCGUGCGCUACGGCGGUGGGCUCGAUCGAGAUCGGCGUGGAGACGAUCCAGAGCGGCAAGGCCCGGAUCGUGGUGGUCGGCGGCUACGACGACUUCAGCGAGGAGGGCUCCUACGGCUUCGCAUCAAUGAAGGCCACCUCCAACUCCGAAGCCGAGACGGAGGCCGGCCGCCUGCCCGCCGAGAUGUCGCGCCCGGCCACCUCCACCCGCAGCGGCUUCAUGGAGUCCCAGGGCGCCGGCGUCCAGAUCCUCAUGGCUGCCGACCUCGCCAUCAAGAUGGGCGUGCCGAUCUAUGGUAUCGUGAGCCACGUGGCGACGGCGACGGACAAGAACGGGAGGAGCGUGCCGGCGCCCGGCAAGGGCCUGCUGGUGACCGCCCGGCAGCAGAACGCGCUCGUGGCGUCGCCCAUACUCGACGUCGACUACCGCCGGCGGCACCUGGAGGCCGAGCUGGCCAGCAUCGACCAGUGGUACAGCGCCGAGCGCGAGUUCCUCGACGCGUGGAUGAAGGAGCAGGCCGCGCGCGGCGGGCUCACCGACGAGCAGGAGAAGACCAUGGCGGCCGAGCAGCGCGAGUCGCUCGAGCUCAAGCACCGACACAAGCGGGCCAUGGCGCUCGCGGUCUGGGGCAACGAGUUCUACCGCAACGAUCCCUACAUCUCGCCGCUGACCGGCGGCCUGGCCGUGUGGGGCCUGACCAUCGACGACGUCGAGGUGGCCUCGUUCCACGGCACCGGCACGGCGGCCAACGACAUCAACGAGUCGCAGCUGCUGCAGAAGCAGCUCGAGCACCUCGGGCGCACCACGGGCAACUGCAUUCUAAGCAUUUUCCAGAAGUACCUGACCGGGCACCCCAAGGGCGCCGCCGCCGCGUGGAUGCUCAACGGCCUGCUGCAGUCGAUGAUGACCGGCAUCGUGCCGGGCAACCGCAACGCCGACAACAUCGACAAGGAGCUCGAGGCCUGCGACCACAUCGUCUUCCUCAACCGGUCGCUUCACACCUACGGCUUCAAGGCCGGCCUGCUCAAGAGCUUCGGCUUCGGCCAGGUCGGCGGCGAGAUCCUGGUCAUCCACCCGGACUACGUGCUGGCCCAGCUCGCGCCCGACGAGCUCGACGCCUACGCCCAGCGCCGCCAGAAGCGGUACAACCUGGCCUACCGCCACUGGCACGACUCCCUCACCCAGCGCAAGUCUUUCGUCAUGGUCAAGGACCACGCCCCCUACACCUACGGCGAGGAGCAGAAGGUCUACCUCAACCCGAAGACCGACCGCCGGAAGCUGUACGCGCAGAAGACCACUACCACCAGCGGCGCGCCGUCGUCGCCGACCAAGAGCGGCCGUGGCGCGACGCCGCGCGGCGGCAACGGCAUCAAGUCGUCGGCGCGGACCAACCUCGAGGUCACGCUGCGCGAGAUGGGCGAGGGCCUGCGCGCGCCCAACGACCGCGGCAUCGGCGUCGACACGCAGCUGAUCUCGGAGAUCGAGGUGUCGAUCUCCACCAGCACCACCUUCCUCAGCCGCAACUUCACGCCCGAGGAGGUCAACUAUUGCCGGUCGACCGGCGACCCGGCAGCGAGCUUCGCCGGCCGCUGGGCCGCCAAGGAGGCCGUCGUAAAGGCCAUCUCGUCGUGCGACGACAACGAGCGGUCGCGCGAGCUGUGGGAGGGCGGCGGCGCGGCGCUGCGCGACAUCGAGAUCCUGCGCGGGCCGUCGGGCGCGCCCAGAGUGGUCCUGCACGGCCACGCCAGCACCGUGGCCUCCGUGCUGGGCGUCAACUCGAUCAAGGUCACCAUCUCGCACUCGGGCGAGUACGCCAUCGCGCAGGCCCUCGCCCAGUGA
Acanthamoeba castellanii str. Neff is the source of this 12597-nucleotide messenger RNA. RefSeq names its product fattyacid synthase complex protein. Gene Ontology annotation, molecular function: enoyl-[acyl-carrier-protein] reductase (NADH) activity; 3-oxoacyl-[acyl-carrier-protein] synthase activity; fatty acid synthase activity. The record is from RefSeq and is a predicted model, not a curated record. Gene Ontology annotation, biological process: long-chain fatty acid biosynthetic process. The transcript is spliced from 32 exons. Lineage: Eukaryota; Discosea; Longamoebia; Acanthamoebidae. The coding region runs from base 1 to 12597 and encodes 4198 amino acids. Gene Ontology annotation, cellular component: fatty acid synthase complex.